Messenger RNA from Dioscorea cayenensis subsp. rotundata (Guinea yam), 1868 nucleotides. Its product is annotated as amino-acid permease BAT1 homolog. The transcript is spliced from 7 exons. The record is from RefSeq and is a predicted model, not a curated record. NCBI's taxonomy places the organism in Eukaryota, Viridiplantae, Streptophyta, Magnoliopsida, Dioscoreales, Dioscoreaceae. Gene Ontology annotation, biological process: transmembrane transport; amino acid transport. Gene Ontology annotation, molecular function: transmembrane transporter activity. The coding region runs from base 135 to 1721 and encodes 528 amino acids. Gene Ontology annotation, cellular component: membrane.
UCAGUUACACGAUCUAACUUGUCCACGUGUAAGCUUCUAAAAGGAUUGUACAUGAAGUCGUCCGACCUUCUUCAUUCCCGCGUUUUCAGGCGCAGAAGUCUUCGUAUUCGCUCUCGUUCCUUGCGAGCUUUCAAAUGAGCGCCCAAUCCCGCUGCUCUUCGGAUCUCAGUCCAGCCGACGCCAUGGAUUCCGGCGAGAAGCGGCUCAAUGAGCUCGGAUACAAGCAAGAGCUCCGGCGAGAGAUGACGUUGUUCAAGACGCUGGCAAUCUCGUUCUCGACUAUGACGUUGUUCACCGGCAUCACGCCGUUGUAUGGAUCCAGCUUGCUGUAUGCCGGGCCGGCGGCGCUGGUUUGGGGCUGGGUCGUUGUCUCCUUCUUCACUUGGUUUGUUGGUAUCGCCAUGGCUGAGAUCUGCUCAUCUUUUCCUACCACUGGUUCUCUGUAUUUUUGGGCUGCUCAUCUAGCAGGUCCAGUAUGGGGUCCAUUUGCUUCAUGGUGUUGUGCAUGGUUGGAGACUAUUGGCCUUAUUGCUGGUAUAGGCACACAGGCUUAUGCUGGAUCACAAGUGUUGCAGAGUAUCAUUUUACUGUGCACUGGGACUAACAAGGGUGGAGGUUAUUUGGCGCCUCGUGGAGUUUUUCUUGCUAUGUAUGUGGGACUUACAAUUAUUUGGGCGAUACUCAACACAUUUGCUCUUGAAGUUAUUGCCUUCAUCGAUAUAAUAUCUAUCUGGUGGCAGGUUAUUGGAGGAUUUGUCAUAGUUAUAAUGCUUCCUCUUGUGGCAUUGAGCACACAAAGUGCUUCUUAUGUAUUUAGUCAUUUUGAAACAGCUCCAGCAUCAACUGGUAUAAACAGCAAGCCAUAUGCAGUAAUUCUAGCAGUUACUGUUAGUCAGUACUCACUAUACGGAUACGACGCUGCAGCACAUUUAACUGAAGAAACAAAAGGCGCUGACAAGAAUGGCCCUAUCGCUAUCCUUUCUAGCAUCGGCAUCAUUACUAUAUUCGGAUGGGCCUAUAUCUUAGCUCUCACUUUCAGCAUUCAGAAUUUUGACUAUUUGUAUGAUACUAACAAUGAGACGGCAGGAGUGUUUGUACCGGCACAAAUACUCUACGAUGCUUUCCACGGGCGCUACCAUAAUUCAACGGGAGCCAUAAUUGUGUUGUUUGUCAUUUGGGGUUCUUUUUUCUUCGGUGGCCUUUCAAUCACUACAAGUGCAGCCAGGGUGGUAUACGCAUUAUCAAGGGACCAAGGGAUACCUUUCUCAUCGAUAUGGCGACAUAUUCAUCCUAAACACAAGGUUCCGGCCAAUGCAGUGUGGUUAUGUGCAGCAAUCUGCAUUCUUCUCGGACUUCCUAUUCUGAAAGUGAAUGUAGUCUUCACAGCAAUUACUUCCAUAUGCACUGUAGGAUGGGUUGGAGGUUACGCGGUACCAAUCUUUGCCAGGAUGAUAAUGCCGGAGAAAAAGUUCAAUCCCGGACCUUUUUAUCUUGGAAAAGCAAGAAGGCCGGUUUGCUUGAUUGCAUUUCUGUGGAUUUGCUACACUUGUUCUGUCUUCCUUCUGCCAACUUUGUAUCCAAUCAAAUGGGAUACAUUCAAUUAUGCACCUGUGGCACUUGGUGUUUGCAUCACAUUGAUAAUGUUUUGGUGGAUUGUGGAUGCAAGGAAAUGGUUCAAAGGGCCUGUGAGAAACAUUGAUGAUCAGAUUGAGAAGGUGUGAAUUCUUUUGUCAUCAUUUUUUUUUUAAUUUAUGUGGACAAGUUUUCUUUUUAAUAUUCUUGAAAUGACAAAGAGUCAUAAAUUUAUAAUGGACAUAAAUGUCAAAGAAAAAGUUCAAAGAAAAGGCUUGUUUGAAGGCCUUUUUGUG